Messenger RNA from Closterium sp. NIES-65, 2718 nucleotides. The record is from the annotation of a GenBank genome assembly. Lineage: Eukaryota; Viridiplantae; Streptophyta; Zygnematophyceae; Desmidiales; Closteriaceae.
AUGGCGGCGUCGCACGGAUUGACGGCUCUCCUUCAUCGCCGCCUCGCAGACACGGCCUCUCUCGCUUCCGGAUCCUCCUCGUUCUUCGUUCCCUCGUUGGAUCCUAGCCUCACCCCGUCGUUAUCGCACCGCCAUCAACGCUCGUCCGUCGAUUUCCCCUCAGAUCAACAACUAGAUCGCUUCGUGCCAGCUGGCACCAGAGCUGCCGCCGAAUGCGGCCGCAGCCGAGGCGCCAGAGCGGGCACAUGCCAUGCCGUUGCUAGCGGCGGGAGUGACGGCGGCAGCGGCGGAGGUGCGAACUACGCUCGUAGCUGGCGAAACAAGGGCGAGAGCGCACGGGCUCGGGUGACUAUAGCGCGGGUGGGGAUUUCGAUGUCAGGGCUGUCGCUUGGCGGGUCUUAUAGCGGGGGCUCAGGGUCCAUAUCAGGCAGUGGGGAGGCGCAGCAGGGAUGGCAGCAGCAGCGCCGACCGCAGCAGCAGCAAAGGCCGGGGGGGAGACGCGGGGUUCUCCCGCAAAGGCGGCCAUCGGCGGAGCUGUUGUCGGAGGAACGGCGGAAGAAGGAGGUGGAGCGCGCAAUGCGCGAGGCUCGGGGGAAGGGGGGCGCGGAGGGGCUGGCGGAGGCAUUGCAGAUAGAGCCGCCGGCGCAGCCGCAGUGGCCGUUUUGGCGGAAGAAGCGCGAGUCGAGCUCCGGCGAGGCGCGCAUGCUGACGCGACGCAUCGUCGAGCUGGGGAAACGGCGACAGCUGGACCAGGUGUUUCAACUGCUGGACGACGCGAAGCGCAGCAGAAAGGCGGUGAACAUGAUCACGAUGAAUGCGGCCAUGGCGGCGUGCGUGAACUGCGGCGACAUCGACCGCGCGCUCGACCUCUUCGACGACAUGACGGCGGACGGCGGCACGGGCGUCGACUCCAUCACCUACGGCACGCUGCUCAAGGGUCUCGGUCGCGCAAAGCGGUUGGACGACGCGUUCGAGGUGUUGGAGGCGAUGGAGGACGGUACGGCGCCGGGGCGGCCGGAGCUGACGGCGGUGCACCUCAACACGCUCGUGAACGCGUGCGCGGACGCGGGGGACGCUCGGCGCGCCAUGAGCGUCGUGCAGCGCUACAAGCGCGCCUUUUCGGGGGCUAUUGGGCCGUCCGCGUUCACCUACAACCUGCUGCUCAAGGGCUAUGCGCGGUCGGACAAUCCUUUAGAAGCGCUGAGCGUGGCGGAGGAGAUGCACCUGCAGGGGCUGCAGUGGGAGCGAGUCACCUUCAACUGCCUCAUCCUCGCCUGCGUGCGCGCCGGGGAUAUGGACCGCGCACUCGACCUGCUGCAGGACAUGAAGGCAGAGGCAUUGAGAAGGGGCGAUGACGACGUGCUGCCAGACGCCGUCACCUACACCACCAUUAUCAAGGGCCUAUCAGAAGAGGGCGACAUAGACGCGCUGAGGGACGUGGUGGCGGACAUGAAGCGCGCCAACUGUGUGCGCAGCCCUGCCGGCCCCUCCCAGCCGCACUGCCGCGCCCUGCUUGCAGCUGAGGGGCCUUCUGGGGUGGCGGCUAUUGGGGGGGAAGAGGGCGUGAGCAGUGCUGUCAUCCCCGUGACUAGCAGCAGUGCUGGCAGUGCUGUGAUUGAUGGCAGCAGUACUGGCAGCAGUACGGGCAGCAGCGGGGUGGCGAGCAGCAAUCCGCUGGUGAUGGACCGAGUGGCGUACACGGCCAUCAUUGACGCCUUCGUCGCUGUCGGCUCGCCUGAAGACGCGCUGCAGUGCAUGGCGGAACUAGAGGAGCUGGGGCGGGCGGACAGAGGCAUGCGGCCACGGGCGCAUGUCUUUCUCUCCCUCAUGCGCUCCCUCGCUGCUGCUGGCGACCUGCCGUCCACGCAGCAGCUCGCCGGCCGGCUGGUGCGCGACGCGGGCGGCAGAGUGUGGCCGGAGGAGCGGGCGGAGGCGGCAGAGCUGGUGCUGGAGGCGGCCACCCGCGCGGGCGAGAUGGGUGUGGCAGCGCGGCUGUUGGAUCAGAUGGAGGCUAUGCACGGGCACCAGCUGCGCAUGUCCCUGCGCGGCAUGCAGGCGGUGGUGCAGCUGAUGGCAGCAACGGGGGCGGGCUUUGAGCGCUUCACGCCCAUCGGCAUCAGACAAGAGCUGUCGCUGCGUGAUACGGUGCAGUCUGUCAUGGUUCCCCUGGCUGACGUGGCAGUGGCCCACCCUGACCAGUCACUGGCGGAGCUGAGGUCAGCAUGGCCAGAUUUGAUGCCUGCUGACGUCAUCCCAGUGAUCAACGGUGCUGAUGAAUGCGUGGGCGUUCUGAGAGUACCAAGCCAUGCUGUGGACCCCACAACCCUUAUCACGCACCUCAUGCUGCCCCCCCCGCCCUCGCUCUCGUGCCUCUCCACCGUCUCCGAAGCCGCUCUGCUCCUCUCCUCGUGCCGCACGCCCCUGGCGGCGGUGGUGGCGGGCAGUGCACGCAUGCGCUAUGGGCUCGCCAAGGAGGCGGUGCAGAGGGGCGCGGGGGAGGAGCGGCGCGUGGUGGGGUUUGUGCGUGCUGAGGCCGUGUUCGAGGGGCAUGGCGGGUGCUGGUGGCACUCUGGGGAGCAGAGGGAGGAGGGGGAUGUUGUGGAGGAAGUGGCUGCUUUGGAGGGUGGUGAUGUGCCCCUUGGUGAAGCUGAUGGUGGGGAAUUUGGAGGGAGCAGCAGCGAUUCUGACUCCCUUUGUAGUUGCGUGAAGGCAGCUUGA